AACAUAUCAGUUUUCACUAACUGUUCAGCAAAUACAAACCUUUCUCAUACUAGCUCAAAAUUCAUAAUGCAAUUGAUCAAUUAUGUCUAUGUUUUAUCAUUAUUAUUUUUUUCAUGCAUUCAUUGUGGAAAAAUUCGGUUAGAAAAACUUUCCACUUUAUAUAUUCCAUCUUCUUAUGCAAACAAUGGAGCGCCGGUGUUUUCUCUCGAAGGAGGAGCGGCUGAACAAUCGGCGUAUGAUGCUAAGGAUAAAAUGGUAUACAUCGUAGGGGCUGCUAAAAUAAACGUCAUCGACAUAUCUCAAGUCGAUAACCCCAGAAUUGUGUAUCACCAAGUUUUGGGCGAUUUUGACCCGACUGACGUGGAAUUUUGUGGUGACCAUGUAUUUGUGUCUCUGGAUAAUAACCAAAACCGGGAAAUGGGUAAACUCGUCGUUUUCAAGAAGUAUGACGUCAAAUCUAACACACUGGAGGCUGUUCUCAAUAUCACUGUGGGCGCUCUACCAGAUAUGAUUCUGCCGACUUCGGACUGCAGGACUGUGUUGAUUGCAUUAGAGGCGGAAGCUUUUGCCAGAGAUGGUGAAUUGGUCGACCCUGAAGGAGGCGUAGGAAUGUUAAAGUUCCAGAGCUCUAAUAUAACAACCUCCAGCUACUCUUAUAAAAGGUUGAAUUUUCACCACUUUAACGACAGAUGGAACGAGCUGUCAAAAUCUGGUGUAAGGUUUAUUCAUAGAGAAAAGGGAAAUACAUUUUCCCAAGAUUUAGAACCAGAAUAUCUAUCCUACAGCGCAGAUGAAAGAAAAGCAUACGUCUGCCUCCAGGAAAACAAUGCCAUUGCUGUUGUGGAUUUACAAACGGAAAACAUAACAACUAUACACGGUCUCGGUUUUAAGGACUGGAGUCAACUCAGACUGGAUCCAAGCGACAAAGAUGGAGGCAUAUUCAUCCAAAGCUGGCCUGUUCACGGAAUCUACCAACCAGAUUCUAUCCACGUGGUCAAUGUACACGGGGUGGAAUAUCUAGUAACAUCAAAUGAAGGAGACAGCAAAGUCUACUCAGGUUUACCGCUAUCUUCUCCUGGGUUUUCUGAGGAAAUUUGCGUCAGGAAUUUGACACUAUCAGCGAAUUCUGAGGUACAAAAAUGGGCAAUUGCAAGAAACAUUUCAAAUAUCCAGGAUGACUCUAAAUUAGGUAGAUUGAAAGUUACAACAGAAAAUGGAAAACUUCCUGAUGGAACAUACGACAAAUUGUACACGUUUGGUGGACGUGGCUUCUCAAUAUGGCACACUGAUUCAAUGACUAAGGUAUAUGAUAGUGGAAGCGACAUUGAAGACGCGCUUGCGCAGUUGCAACCCCAUUUAUUCAACGCUGAAAUGCAGAGUGACGAAAUUAUUGGACAUACAGCUGAUCUCCGUUCUGAUAACAAGGGACCUGAGACAGAAAGCUCAGCUGUAGUUCACGAUGGGAACAAAAUCGUUGUCUUCAUUGGAAACGAGAGACCUGGUUCUAUAAGUAUAUUCUCUUUCCACGGAGACAUGACCAGUGCCUCGUUAGAGAGUGUAUUCUGGGAUGUCUCGGAUACAAAAGAAACUUGGAGGGAUGCUUUUAAACAAAGAUCUAUCAGUAGUAUAGAUCCCGAAGAUAUAAGAUUUAUCCCCCCUGAGCAUAGUCCGAAUGGUCAACCUUUGUUACUCGUAGCAGGAGCCGUAAGUGGAACGCUGACCUUAUUAAGAGUGACAGGACUCGAACAUCAAAAUCCCAACAUAAAAAUCCCAGUCGUAGGGUAAAUACUAAGUAUUCCAUCUAAACAAAGCACGAUAUUUUAGUUGUGUGUCGUCGUAUGCGUUUUAUAGGACAGUUGUGUGUCGUCGUGUGCGUUUUAUAACACAUUUGCGUGUCGUUGUGUGCGUUUUAUAGGACAUAUUAUCACUUAAUAUUAUUACAUCCUUUAUGUGUACUCAUAACCUACUGAUAUUGUAUACUCUCUAGAAUUUUACAUUCACUUGCAUGUUCCUUUGUAAUAAAAAUAUUCAGAACA
Messenger RNA from Ostrea edulis (European flat oyster), 2036 nucleotides. Its product is annotated as mesenchyme-specific cell surface glycoprotein-like. Bases 67 to 1785 code for a protein of 572 amino acids. NCBI's taxonomy places the organism in Eukaryota, Metazoa, Mollusca, Bivalvia, Ostreida, Ostreidae. The record is from RefSeq and is a predicted model, not a curated record. The transcript has 12 exons.